UCAUCAGACGCGUCUCCGUCGCGGGGCAUCUUGGGAUUUGCUGUCUCCCUCGCGUUCCUUCUAUCCCGUCGGAGGGAAGCGUUGCUGCCCCGAUCCUCGCCCGGACGAUGGCCGGUUUCCGCGCUUUAGGACUGGACCCCUGGCUGGCGUCUCAGGCGGAGCAGCUGGGCUUGUCGAGGCCCACCCCGGUGCAGGAAGCCUGCAUUCCUCCCGCUCUGCAAGGUCGCGACUGCAUGGGCUGCGCCAAAACAGGAAGUGGCAAGACAGCUGCCUUUGUGCUCCCCAUCUUGCAGAAACUUUCUGAAGAUCCUUUUGGCAUCUUCUCCCUGGUGUUGACACCAACAAGAGAGCUGGCCUAUCAGAUUGCUGAGCAGUUCCGUGUCCUCGGGAAGCCUCUGGGUUUAAAGGACUGCAUCAUAGUCGGGGGAAUGGAUAUGGUCUCUCAAGCGCUGGAACUGUCUCGGAAGCCCCAUGUUGUCAUCGCUACCCCCGGCCGCCUGGCUGAUCAUCUACGGAGUUCCAAUACCUUCAGCCUUCGAAACAUCAAGUUCUUGGUCCUAGACGAAGCCGACCGGUUACUAGAACAAGGCUGCACCGACUUUACCAAAGACUUGGAAGUCAUCUUGGCUGCAGUCCCAACCAAGAGGCAGACAAUGCUCUUCAGUGCCACCCUGACAGAUACCCUGAAUGAACUUCAGAAGAUCGCCAUGAACAAACCGUUCUUCUGGGAAUCAAUAUCUGAGGUACGGACAGUGGAGCAGCUCGAUCAGCGUUACCUUCUGGUGCCCGAGAAGGUCAAAGAUGCUUACUUGGUCCACCUGGUGCAAACUUUCCAAGAUGAACAUGAGGACUGGUCCAUCAUCAUCUUCACCAACACUUGCAAGAGCUGUCAAAUUCUCAACAUGAUGCUGAGGAAGUUCAAUUUCCCAUCGGUGGCCCUCCACUCAAUGAUGAAACAAAAACAACGUUUUGCAGCGCUGGCCAAAUUCAAAUCGAGUGUCUUUAAGAUCUUAAUAGCUACCGAUGUAGCUGCCAGGGGGCUUGACAUUCCCACCGUCCAAGUAGUCCUCAAUCACAACACACCUGGACUCCCCAAAAUCUACAUCCACAGGGUAGGCCGAACAGCGCGAGCUGGUCGGCACGGAAUUGCCAUCACGCUGGUGACUCAAUACGACAUCCAUCUCGUCCAUGCGAUUGAAGAACAGAUCAAAAUGAAGCUUGAGGAGUUUUCCGUGAAGGAGCAAACCGUGCUAAAAAUUCUCACCCAAGUGAACGUGGUCCGACGGGAAUGUGAGAUCAGACUGGAGGCAACCGAUUUUGAUGAAAAGAAGGAAAUCAAUAAGCGGAAACAGCUGAUCCUGGAAGGAAAGGACCCCGAUCUGGAGAUGCAACGGAAAGCCGAGCUGGCCAAAAUUAAGAAGAAGAAGCUCGAGUUCCAGAGCCAAGUCCAGCAGACGCUGCAGGAGAGACAGCAGAAGCAGCUUCAGCACAAGCUGAAAAAACAGGCACGGCGGCGGCAGAAACAGAAGCAGAAGCCGGCGAAGUGAGGGUGCUCGUCCUCCUGCCUUGGGCACCUGUGGGGGAACGAUCCGCCCCUGAGCUGCCUCCUCCCCAAAUUCGCCUUGGGCCAAAGGGAGGACGCCUCUCAUACGCCUUUUCUGUGAAUGGCCCCGAAGCAUCGGGAGAAAAAGGCUUGGGAAAAGAACAUUAGCCAAGGCGGGUUGGAGAAGUUGCUUGGCCGUCUAGAGCAGGGGUCUCCAACCUUGGCCACUUUAAGCCUGGCGGACUUUAACUCUGGGAGUUGAAGUCCUCCAGGCUUAAAGUGGCCAAGGUUGGAGACCCCUGCUCUAGAGACCAAGGAUUGUCUCCUUUUUGCCAAAACCCGAGACUUUCAUUUGGGCUGGGCCCUUGGAGGCAGCCACCCCACCCCUUUCCAAAUGAGGGCUGCAUCAUAAGAUCUUGUCUCACAGCCAACCGUUUUUCCAAGUCUCACCAGGCAGUUGUGCCGCCGACCAAAGGUUGGUGACUUGUGGGUGGAUCCUUUUGAUGGAAGCAGGCUCUGGUUUGGGGUGGGGUGUGUGGGUGUGACCCCAGAAUCUCAUGGCCAUGCCGGGCACAUGCUGGUUAGUAAACCAUGUGCUUUCAAUAAAUCCCUCUCCAGACUGAAGGUUACGUGUUUUACUGUAUAUAAGCCUAGCUAAAGUCUUUGGGUUUGACUGUCGAAGACCCCAGCGCAGAUUUGAUUUGUGGAUCUUACAUCAGCUCCAACAUUUCAGCGUCUCUCGCCCAAUGGGAUUAGCCCAUCUCCCUUGUGCUGGCAGAAGGUCAAAGGAUUUUGGCUGCUGGAGUCCAAGAGAAGAGCCUUUUCUGCCGUGACUCCCACCCUGUGGAAUAUCGUGUGUGGUUCCCCCCCCCCCCCGGUGAAAUUCACACCCACCCUUUCGGCCUUCCAAAAGGCUUGAAGAGUUGACUCUGCCAGCUGGCCUGGGGGAGCGGCCUCUGGGAGGUGGUUAAUGGAUUAGACCAGGGGUCUCCAACCUUGGCGACUUGUGGACUUCAACUCCCAGAAUUCCUCAGCCAAGUCUUAAAAUUCCACAAGGUGCCAAGGUUGGAGACCCCUGGAUUUGACAGAUCCCACCUCCUCCCCCUGCUCACUUUUAUUUUAAACGUGUUACGAGUUAUAUUAUUGAAUGACUGUAAGCCAUAUGGAGUGGCGUCGGAGAGAUGGGCAGCAGAGAAGUUUAAUAAAUAAAUAAAUAUUUGUACCUUGA
Ahaetulla prasina is the source of this 2771-nucleotide messenger RNA. It is a transcript of the gene DDX49, whose product is annotated as DEAD-box helicase 49. The record is from RefSeq and is a predicted model, not a curated record. The transcript has 13 exons. Gene Ontology annotation, molecular function: ATP binding; RNA helicase activity; nucleic acid binding. NCBI's taxonomy places the organism in Eukaryota, Metazoa, Chordata, Lepidosauria, Squamata, Colubridae. The coding region runs from base 108 to 1547 and encodes 479 amino acids.